UGCAGCCUUCGCGCGUCGCGUGGAACCGCAGGCCGGCCAAGCAACUUGCUCGCCUCGCCCCGCCUCGCGCCCGCUUGUUUGCUACUUUGCUUCCGGCCGUGGGUGGCCCCCGUUCCCUUCCCUCCCUCACGCCACUCUGCUCCUCCUCCCAGAACAGAGCACGCAGCAGCAGCCUUCUGCGCGCUCGCCAGCGCCGACCGACAUGGCCGCCGGCCGCGGAGGCAACCUCCAGGAGGAGGCCUCGGCGGCUCCCGGCGCCGACCUCUACGCCGUGCUCGGGCUCAACAGGGAGUGCACCGACGCCGAGCUCAGGGGGGCCUACCGGAGGCUCGCCAUGAUAUGGCACCCGGACCGGUGCUCGGCGUCCGGCAGCUCGGCGCGCGUCGAGGAGGCCAAGGAGCGGUUCCAGGAGAUUCAGGGCGCAUACUCCGUGCUCUCCGACUCCAACAAGCGCUUCCUCUACGACGUCGGCGUUUACGACAGCGAGGACGACGAGGCCGACCUGUCGGGGAUGGGCGACUUCCUCGGAGAGAUGGCCGACAUGAUGAGCCAGGCCACGCCAACGGAGACCUUCGAGGAGCUGCAGCAGCUGUUCGUGGACAUGUUCCAGGACGACCUGGACCCCGGGUUCUUCAGCGGGCUUCCCCCGGGCCGCAGGGGCCAGUCACAGAGCCCGCCCAGCACGUCCUCGCCGCCGCUGCGGCCACCUCCUGGAAGGAACAGUGCGCAAGCAACACCGGCAUGUAACGGCGUCGACAAGCGAGGUUCUUCGCCGGCGGCGAUGCACUCGGCAGCGAAGCGGCCGAGGCCCGGCCGGCCGGGUCUAGAACUGGACCUGGGCCUGUCCGGCUUCUGCUUCAUGGUGAGCGAGACGAAGCAGAGGCCGGCGCCGUGGACGUGCGAGGUGAGCGGCGGCGGCGAUAGGAGGAGCGGGAGGAAGCAGAGGCUGUCCACGAGCCGCGACGUCUCCGGCGACGGGGUGCCGCGCUCUUUUCCGCAGAGCCAGAGCGGUAGUAGAGCGUGGUGGCAAUGAAGGGCCCCCCAGCUUCAGAUAGAGCACUGAUUCUUCGUUUUUCCUUUUUUUUUUUCCGCUUGCGGCAGUCGUUGGAGGAGCUCUGAUAGGCGCACUGGAGAAAGAAAAUUUGGGUGGCUGCGUUGUUCAAUCUGUUCCGAGCCAAGCCAGUGCUGUUAAUUAUCGAGAAAUUUGUAUUCUUUGAUACCCCAAACAUCGUAGCGUAGCAUCGUAUAUUUAACACUUUAAAAAAUAGCUUUGCAAAUUUGACACCCA
Messenger RNA from Setaria italica (foxtail millet), 1288 nucleotides. RefSeq names its product chaperone protein DnaJ. The record is from RefSeq and is a predicted model, not a curated record. Bases 203 to 1033 code for a protein of 276 amino acids. NCBI's taxonomy places the organism in Eukaryota, Viridiplantae, Streptophyta, Magnoliopsida, Poales, Poaceae. The transcript has 6 exons.